UGUACCAGCAGAGCUUCCGUAGUCCGGAAGUGGUCACAGUCUGUUAGCCCUCAGCUAGCACACACACACACAGCACAAGGACAGAGGAUUCUCAGUGUUAAUUAAUCUACUUUUUCUCUCUGACUUUAUUUUUAAACCCUCUCAGAGUUGUUUGUUCUCCUGGAAUCUGAAGAUGCCUCCUAAAGCUCUGAAUCCUCUGGCCAUGAAGCUGAUGAAGGGAGUGAUCGCUCUGGAGCUGGUGGGCAUCUUUGGGGCGUACGGUCUGUUUCAGAUGAUGAACAACAGCCAAGAUUUCAGGAGCAGCGUGAACAGGAAGUUUCCAUCCGUGCUGGAAGUUUAUUACCAGUCCAACGAGUGGGCCGGCGUCUACGGGGUCCGAGAGAGAGACCACGAAGCCUGGUCGGCCAAACAGGAGUGACUCUGUGGGUCCUUUUAAAUCCACGACAUCAAACACACGGCAGCCGUUACUUCUUCCUCUUCUUGUUCCCGAGCGCUUUGCCUCCCGCCCUCGCUCGGCCGAACGACUUCUUCUUGUUGAACAUCGUCUUCUUCUUGCGCAGCGUCUUGGCGUCUCGGCCUUGGAUCCAGUCGUCACGUUGAGCCUCCCACUUCAGCUGCUUCACACCUGCAGGGACAAAGAGGAGGAGUCAGAGAGGACGAGAGGAGGAGUCAGAGAGGACGAGAGGAGGAGUCAGAGAGGACGAGAGGAGGAGUCAGAGAGGACGAGAGGAGGAGUCAGAGAGGACGAGAGGAGGACGAGACAAGGACACUUUAACCAACAACACCUCUGGGUUCAUGGAUCUGAAGCACAAUGACACAAUCACUGAGGUUCACUCACUGACACGGUUUAUAUAAAGUCCUGGUGGACAAACACUGGAAACCCUUCACUGUUAUCAUCUGUGUCUGUUUGAAGCUGAUUGUCAUCCUGACUCAUUUCCUCUCUCUGUGGAGGAAUCAUUAAACCAGCUGGUAUCCAGCAAACUCCCUAAACA
Messenger RNA from Notolabrus celidotus (New Zealand spotty), 992 nucleotides. RefSeq names its product protein CEBPZOS-like. NCBI's taxonomy places the organism in Eukaryota, Metazoa, Chordata, Actinopteri, Labriformes, Labridae. The record is from RefSeq and is a predicted model, not a curated record. The transcript has 4 exons. Bases 173 to 418 code for a protein of 81 amino acids.